GCAAUGACCAUGAAGCGCAUGCUGGAAACCUCAUUUCCUGGAAUUCAUGUUAUCUUGCAAAAUUAUCCUCCGCCAUUCCCCAUGCGCGUACUAGGCAAAGUUGUGCCAAUUCUUCAAGUUGGAGCCAUUGCGACAAUAAUGGCUGGUGAUCAGAUUUUCCCCAGGCUUGGAAUGGUUCCACCACCAUGGUACUACUCGCUGCGUGCCAAUAAAUUUGGAACUAUGACGCCAAUCUGGCUAUUUGGCAACUUUGCUCAGCCCUUUCUACAAAGCUCUGGUGCCUUUGAAGUUUACUGCAAUGGAGAUCUGGUAUUCUCAAAACUUGCUGAGCAAAGGUUCCCUAGUGAGUUCGAGCUGCGGGAUUUCAUUGCCAACAGAAUGCCGGAGUCUCCAUUUGGGGGGGCUAUGGGUAAAGCCUUGAUUUAG
Molecule: messenger RNA, 426 nt
Organism: Phragmites australis (common reed)
Lineage: Eukaryota; Viridiplantae; Streptophyta; Magnoliopsida; Poales; Poaceae
Product: selT-like protein
Exons: 2
Coding region: 4-426 (140 amino acids)
Biological process (GO): cell redox homeostasis
Cellular component (GO): endoplasmic reticulum membrane
Molecular function (GO): thioredoxin-disulfide reductase (NADPH) activity
Source: RefSeq, a predicted model, not a curated record